ACAACUUUCAUCCUCUUCUCUACUUUCCUCCCUCUAAGAUGCUUUAAAUACUAAUUUCAAAAAUGCAAGAAUUAGAGAACAUUUCCGUGCAUGUUGCUGAAUAUAUCAAAGAUCGAUUGUACUUCAUCACCUUACGAACACCUAUAAAACCACGAUCAAACUCAAAAUUCCAUUAUUUUUCAAUUGAUGCUGAACUUCAAUAUGAAAGUUUUUAUUCAGAUUUUGGACCUCUGAAUCUUGCAAAACUGUAUCGUUACUCCUGUCGAUUAAACAAAAAGUUGAAAACACAUUCUCUUCAAAAGAAGAAGAUAGUUCACUUUACAACUCAAGAUGCUAAGAAACGAGUAAAUGCUGCAUUUCUAAUUGGUGCAUAUGCUAUAAUUUAUUUGGGAAAAUCAGCUGUUGAAGCCUAUCAACCUCUUGUGGGAAACAAUAGCCCUUUAUUUAUACCAUUCAGGGAUGCUUCGUUUAGCCAGUGUACUUAUAAUUUAACGCUGUCUGAUUGCCUACAUGCUAUUAGCAAGGCUUUGGAAAAUGAAUUUUUGGACCUUGAAACAUUUGAUGUAGAAGAGUAUGAGCAUUAUGAGAAAGUUGAAAAUGGGGACUUGAAUUGGAUUGUUCCAAACAAACUUAUAGCUUUCUGUGGACCCCAUUCUAGAAGUAAAAGUGAAAAUGGUUACCCCCUGCAUUCGCCAGAAUCUUAUUUCCCAUACUUUCGCAAGCAUAAUGUUUCUACAAUCGUAAGAUUAAACAAGAAAGUUUAUGAUGCCCAUCGAUUUAUGAAUCAUGGCUUUGAUCACAAGGACUUAUUUUUUGUUGAUGGAAGUACACCCAGUGAUAAAAUUAUGGAAGACUUCUUAGAAAUUGUGGAAACUGCUAAAGGAGCCGUUGCCGUUCAUUGUAAAGCUGGUUUAGGUAGAACAGGAACACUAAUUGCUUGUUACAUUAUGAAGCAUCAUCAUUUCACUGCAGCUGAAGCCAUAGCAUGGAUACGAAUCUGUCGACCUGGCUCUGUAAUUGGCCACCAGCAACAUUGGCUUGAAGAAAAGCAAGGUUUGCUAUGUUACCAAGGCAACAUAUUUCGUGCAGAUAAAGCAAAUUACAAAAACAAUAACUAUACGUCUCCUAGGAUAACAACUCGCUCAUUUGCUAAGACUAAGGAGGAAAGUAUUUCACACAUUUUGACCAAAGUAGAUCAGAUUCACAUAAAUGAUAGACCACACUAUUCUGAUGGCAUGACUCGAAGUCGAAGAGAAAAGAACUCAAGCUUCCUUUCCAACAAUAACAAUAAUGACAGUAAUAACAACAAUAAUGAAAGAUAUGAUACUGUCACUCAAGGGGAUAAGUUAAAUCGCAUCAAGGCUCUUAGGCGACAACCUCGUUCCCAUACUACCGGUGGUUUAAGUUUGGAUCAUCUGAAACCUCAUCCAAGGUCUUCAUCCCAACCAUUCAAAUCUCUGACAUCAGCUACAUCAUCAUAUCAUUCCACUUAUGUAUCUCCUCUGAAACCACUGAGGUCAUCUGGUUCAUCUUUAACAACUACUUCUGAAAGUUCCGGUAGCCCAUCUUCUCUUACGGCUGUUCGUCGUCCUGCAAAACAAAACAUAACAAAUGCUUCCCCUGCUAAAAGCCCUAAAAAUGAUCACUUGAAAAACGGCACUUUAAGAUGACAAAAGGCCAAAAUGAGGUCUUGCCAUAGGAAGGUGAAAAUACAGAAGCAACUUAGCCGUAGUAAACCACCGAAAAAUUUGACCUCUAUUUUGCAAAAGAGAAGCCAACCUUCUGUGCAAUCAUAUCCUUUUAUUUCAAGUAACCUUCCUUUUCAUAAUUCUGCACGUUCUAUGCGAUUUGUAAAAAGGCAGAUGUUAUUGAAGAACUUUUCCUCAACUGCAGAUUUACUGUCUGCUCUUCCUGUCACACGAUCACAGUGUUGCAAAGUUGAAAAAACAUGUUGUUGCGAAUUAUUAUGGAAAAAACACAUAUCAAAUUAAAUAUUUGAUACAUAUUGAGAUUUGUUAAAUUAUAAUUAUUUGUUGUAAUAAGAAUAUUUGUAUAGCGACAAAUUUUAAUCUUGUCUUUCUGCCCAAAAAUUAUUACUAUUGUACAGUAUAUUUUACAAUCGCUUUUAUAUGUAUUGCAUUUCUCCCUGUGUUUUUUUUUGGUUACCUGUAUUUUUUUACUUUAGCAUUUAAAUGACCUUAUUUUUAUUACAUUAUUGGAUAUUGUUAUUUUUAAUGUUGAAAAUGGAUGUUAUGAACAUUUUAGUGAAUCCGAAACAUUACUUUUAUACUUGUUUUGUGAUAAAAAUAUGUUUACAUUGCAGCAAAAAUAAACAUCUGAAUGUUUUUGGGAAAAAGUAAAACCUCUCUCAAAGGUUAAUUUAAAAUCCCCCCCCCUCCCCCAAGAAAGCAGCUAUCUUUAAAUCUUUAAUGGUGCUCGUUACUUAAAUGUUUAACUGAUUAAUAUGAAAAUGUAGUUUUGAUCGUAACUAUUUAAAUCAAUGUAAAAAUUUGUUAAGAGUUGUAUGGAUACUAUUUAAACUUUUUUUGCAUUUCUGUAUCAGCUUAAUAAAUGCAUUAAAUUAUUCAACUUUAAAGCAAUUUCAUCCAGACGUGCAGGAUACUUGCUCAUAAAAUCCAGUAGUUUGCGACUCUUAUAAUGGUUUCUUUUCCUUAUUCUUGCACCAUCCUUCGCAUGGUAAUCCUAAGGAGUCACAAGUCGGCUAGUGCACAGAACACAUUUUAUGUCAGAAUCAGAGUGUUGUAUAUCCUGUAUAAUAACCCAAUUGUCAAUCGUUUUUGUUUUGAACUUUUGAAUCAUAUUUAUCUUUGAAGCAACAGCUCAUGGUUAAGUGCGGCUUCUCAUGCUGAAUUCUGUCAUUGAUUUAGUAUUUGUUUUAUAUACAUUCAUGUUAUUCUAAAUUUAUAACUUUGUUGUAAUUUAUUUUGGCAACUUAGUUCAAAAUUUAGAACUUUUGUGUUAUUUUAUUUUGUCAAACAUGCAUAUUUGAUGCAUAUUUAAUUAUGCUAUUUGAUUGAAAGGGCUACCUUCAUACCAACUGCAAAUGCUGUGAAAGCAAUGUUCAGUGCUAAUAAGCACGAAACUGCAGUCCUCGGCUGGAAUUGACUGAGUUGGCGUAUAUCAUGUAUUUCUGCCUUAGCCCUGGCUUUGGGCGGUAACUUACUGAAAAUGUUGUUUGGUUCAAGUGUACAACACAAGAUACGCCAAGAGCAAGAAAAUGGGAUAAAAAAAAUGGCAAAAAAAAAAAACACAAAUGUAUUCAAUUAUCUGAAACCAUUACCCCUCCCCCCCUUCUUCCCUGGAAAAACAAU
Molecule: messenger RNA, 3332 nt
Organism: Uloborus diversus
Lineage: Eukaryota; Metazoa; Arthropoda; Arachnida; Araneae; Uloboridae
Product: dual specificity protein phosphatase CDC14AB-like
Exons: 14
Coding region: 63-1670 (535 amino acids)
Biological process (GO): microtubule cytoskeleton organization; protein dephosphorylation; positive regulation of cytokinesis
Cellular component (GO): spindle pole; kinociliary basal body; nucleolus
Molecular function (GO): protein serine/threonine phosphatase activity; protein tyrosine/serine/threonine phosphatase activity
Source: RefSeq, a predicted model, not a curated record